AGCCGAAGAUGUCGGCUCGGUCAUGUGAUCAGCUGUGUCCAAUCACAGCUGAUCACAUGGCACUGAUGAUCAGUGUGCCCUGAUGAUCAGUGUGGCCCCAGAAGUGCCACCUGUCAGUGCUCAUCAAUGCCACGUGCCAGUGCCCAUCAGUGCCACAUCAAUGCCACAUAUCAGUGCAUACCAGUGCACAUCAAUGCCACAUAUCAGUGCCCAUCUGAGCUGCCUUUCAAUGUCACCCAUCAGUGCCAGUCAGUGCCACCUAUCAAUGCCAAUCAGUGCCACCUAUCAGUGCCAGUCAGUGUCGCCUAUCAAUGCGCAUCAGUGCCAGUCAGUGCCGCCUAUCAGU
This is a messenger RNA of Staurois parvus, 346 nucleotides long. NCBI's taxonomy places the organism in Eukaryota, Metazoa, Chordata, Amphibia, Anura, Ranidae. The record is from the annotation of a GenBank genome assembly.